This is a messenger RNA of Salvelinus namaycush (lake trout), 1308 nucleotides long. Its product is annotated as neuronal pentraxin-2-like. The coding region runs from base 1 to 1308 and encodes 435 amino acids. The record is from RefSeq and is a predicted model, not a curated record. The transcript has 6 exons. Lineage: Eukaryota; Metazoa; Chordata; Actinopteri; Salmoniformes; Salmonidae.
AUGUUCUUUCUUUUGAGAUUGUUGUGUUUUUACGCACUGGGACUGGGCUAUGGGAAGCUUGUACGUGGACAGGAUGACACCCCGGGCACGGGAACCCGGCUCCUAUGCCGAGUCAUCCCCGUCGGCGCCGACACUUGUUUGGUCCCCGUAGGUCCCGAACCUAACGCAGCGGCACAGGAGGAAGAGUUGAGGAACACAGCCAUGCAGCUCCGGGAAACGAUUCUCCAACAGAAAGAAACUAUAGUCAACCAACUUGGGACCAUAAACGAGCUGACCGCAAAGCUCUCCCUUUGUGAGUCAGCCUCCGAUGGAGGGAACAAAGAUAAUCAGAACACAAUGGGAGAUUUACCCAGAGAUCCCAAUGAUACAAUCGACAACCUCGGGAAGACCAUGCAGAGUCUGAAGGACCGACUAGAGAACCUAGAGCAACAGCAGCAGAGAGCCAACACAUCGGGAACGUCGUUCCCCAGCGAACUCAGAGACCUGCUGCAGAGCAGGCUGGGAGAUCUGGAGAAACAGCUGCUCAGUAAGGUCAACAACCUGGAGGAAGAGAAGUCUCUGCUCUACAACGAGACCGCAGCCCACAGGCAGAAGACGGAGAGCACCCUCAACUCCCUGCUGACCAGGAUUAACGAGCUGGAGAAAGGUGGCGGUGGUUUCAAGUCCCCUGAGCAGUUUAAGCUGGUCCUCCCCCUGCGUACUAACUACUUGUACGGCCGCAUGACCAAGAGCCUUCCUGAGAUGUACGCCUUCACGCUUUGCAUGUGGCUCCGGUCCAGCGCCGGCCCUGGCAUAGGCACCCCCUUCUCCUACGGGGUGCCAGGACAGGCCAAUGAGAUUGUGCUCAUUGAGUGGGGCAACAACCCCAUAGAACUGCUCAUCAAUGACAAGGUGGCUCAGCUGCCUCUGUCGGUGCGUGACGGUAGGUGGCACCACAUCUGUAUCACCUGGACCACCAGGGAUGGUCUGUGGGAAGCCUACCAGGAUGGUCAGAGGCUGGGGGCAGGGGACAACCUGGCCCCCUGGCACCCCAUCAAGCCUGGAGGAGCCAUCAUACUGGGGCAGGAACAGGACAUAGUGGGCGGGCGCUUUGACGCCACGCAGGCCUUUGUGGGUGAGCUGAGCCAGGUUAAUAUCUGGGACAAUGUCCUGAAGCCAUCCGACAUCCUCACCAUGGCCAACUGUUCCUCCUACACCCCCGGGAACGUGGUGUCCUGGCUGGACAGUGAUGUGGAGGUGUUUGGCGGGGGAGCAGCCAAACUGCCUCUAGAGCUAUGCCAGGACCGGCUGUCUGAGACUGAGUCUUAG